Messenger RNA from Boeremia exigua, 2804 nucleotides. RefSeq lists its product as uncharacterized. The transcript has 2 exons. The record is from RefSeq and is a predicted model, not a curated record. Gene Ontology annotation, molecular function: zinc ion binding; DNA-binding transcription factor activity, RNA polymerase II-specific. Lineage: Eukaryota; Fungi; Ascomycota; Dothideomycetes; Pleosporales; Didymellaceae. Gene Ontology annotation, biological process: regulation of DNA-templated transcription. The coding region runs from base 107 to 2515 and encodes 802 amino acids.
ACAUAAUGCUUAACUCCAAGUUCAAGGCCGCAAAACCCAGGUAUCAUUACAGCUACUACCUCAUCCUCUCUAAUACAGCUGGGAUCGUGGUCCGUCCCCACUUGCGAUGGACUCCAGUGACGCUCACGCGCAGACCACAAGUGUGAGCGCCUACGGACCCAGCAGCGACCCCGGGCAGGCCUUCAGCAAUGCGGCCAGCGACGACAGUGCUGCCCUCUGGCCGGCCACGCCUGUGCAGCUCGCCCGCGGGCGCCAACCACGCGACGCGCAGGCCAAGGUUAUCACGCACCAUGUCUCGUCCAUGGACGAGUUCAAGACGGCCCUGCGCGAGUACCUGAGUACCCCGCCCGAGCAACCCGAGCACACCGAAGCGCAGCUGUCGUUCUGGAUUGGCACCAGCUUCAUGGUGUUGGCGCAGUCGCCGCUCCCGCCGCCGCCGCCGCAGCAGCAGCAACCACACCUCGCCGCGCACGCGCACGCGCCCCCGCCCCCAGGCUACCAGCCUGCGAAUGGCUUCCAAGCCCAGUAUGGCGGGACUUCGCACUCGUACCAGGCGGUGGCAGGCCCCGCGGUUGCUAUGCCACUUCCUGAGUUCCAGCAGCCAGCCGUCCCCACGGACAAUGGCGCUGCCACCAAGAGGCCUGAGCACAAGGUCAGUCUGAGCAUUAUGGAGGCGCUGCAGCCGACCGGAGACCCGAAGGACAAGAUGCGCAAGCAGCGCGCCAUCGCCAAGUGCUGCGUCGACGCCGUGCAGCGGAUAGACGGCUAUCGGUAUAGCUUCCACAAUUGCUGGAACAGCAGAGAGGACGACAGCUUCCGCUUCUCGUACUACUGCAACGACUCGCUGCUCAACAAGGACCGCGCUGCGAAUGGCAAGGGCGCGAAGUUGGGCAAGCGUGCAACGAAGCCCGUCUACGACUGCAAGGGUGUCUUGUCCAUCAAGUUCUCGGCGACAAAGGAGACGCUGGACGUCUUCUACAAGCACUUGCCUGUGCACAAGACCUACGAAGAGCGCGCGCCCCCGCCGCGCAAGGACUCGAAGCGGCGGAAGUUUCUGGAGGAGCACGAUCCUGACGCCCUGGCGAGGUUGGUCAAUCGACCGAAGGAGGAAAGCGUUGAGCCCAUGCCUAGACCGAAGAAGAAGAAAGCGAUGAAGUCAGACCCCCCCAGGGCGUCGAACACGUCGCUUGAAAGCGAUUUGAGGGCACAAAGUCUGCAGUCGCUGUUGCUGCUGAUCCGAGACGACCCUUCUCUGCCACCGAAACCACCCGCCCUUGAGUCUGAGCCGGCUCAGCAACCCAUUCCCGUGCUACAAUCGCCCAGCCAGCCGCCUCGGAGCCAGCCGACUCCGCAGCAACAGCAGCGCAAACGGCCCAGAGUCAGUUGUGACGUCUGCAAGACCAAGAAGACAAAGUGCGAUGGCGUCCGCCCGAUUUGCCAGACUUGUUUCGACAAGAAGCGAGAGUGUUUCUACUCAGACCCUCUUUCCAGCGAGGGUCGACCAUACUCAAUGGCCGCGAGUGAACCCGUGCACCAGGCACCCGCCCCUAGUAAUGAGCUGUCCGAAUUGGAGAAGAUGAAGAGGGAACUUGAAGACGCAAAAGCACGUAUACAGCAGUUAGAACAUGAAAAACGAGCAUCUACGACGCCUGUACCAACUCCGCAAACAGCCAUACGUCCACAAUCACAACAGCAAUCGCAGCAGCAACCGCAACCUCAACCACACACUCAAGUUCAGCAGCGCCCCUCAAUAACCCAAGCACAUUUACAAACGUUUGUACAGCAAUCGCAGCAGCAGCAGCAGCAGCAGCAACAACAACAGCAAAAACAAAGCAAACAGCACCAACAUCAGCACCAACAUCAGCAGCGUCAGCAGGUGGCCCAAAACCAUCGUCAACAGCUCCAACAGCUUAAUCAAAACCCUCAGCGUCGCAACAGCCCCCAACAGAUAGCUUACAAUUUGGAUGGCCAGCCAGUACAGCAGCAGCAGCAGCAGCAGCGACUGCAAAGCCCACAGCAACUCUCGCAGACAGCACAACAGCAGCUCCAAGCUGCACAGCUGCCUAUCCACGCCCAACAGAGCUUCUUCACAGCUGCAAACCAUCAACCCUACAGCGCGCUGAAUCGCUCCAUGACACAGGGCCCCAUGACCUCACAGUCUGCACAGAAUGCGUUAUCUAAUCAAAAUGCAUUAUCGUCGUCUACUGGACUUGGGCAAACACAACAGCAAGGUCAAAUGCACAGCGGCGCAAACCUUGCCAGCGGCGGGUCUGUUGAUACUAGCGGGUUGUAUGGGAGCGUCGGUCGAAACGAUCUCAAUUGGCCGCCAACGUAUUAUGGAUACCAGAGCGCGCAACAACAACAACAACAACAACAACAACAACAACAACAACAACAACAACAACAACAACAACAACAACAACAACAACAACAACAACAACAACAACAACAACAACAGCAGCAGCAGCAGCAAGAUCAAUGGGGUGCGGCGCGCGGAUCUAAUGUUUUCCGAUAAGACUAACCAAGGUCAUGUUCGGCGUUAAACAGCAUCGCAUUAUACCCAUCAGUUUGCUUUCUUGUAUAACCUGUAUAGCUAGGCCUGUAUUGCGCCCUUGGGAGGAUGGGGGCCGAGUAACUCUAAGGAAGGAGAGAUUUUAUGGAGUGAUGCACUGCAUAGAGUCCAUCCGAUGAGAUUUUGGAGACCUUCCAGUAGCUGAUGACUGCGUUCGUUCACUGCACGGUCGUCUCUUCUGCUAAAAUGCAGUUUGUUGUUACCAGGUAUGGCGAGCGUAGCACCAAAUGUC